Parnassius apollo (apollo) is the source of this 624-nucleotide messenger RNA. Lineage: Eukaryota; Metazoa; Arthropoda; Insecta; Lepidoptera; Papilionidae. The record is from the annotation of a GenBank genome assembly.
AUGAAUGAUUCACUUUUAAUUGAAGAAUUCAAUAAUAUUUUAAAUGGCAGUGACAAUUUGGAUAAUAGCUUAAAAGGAUAUGAUGAUCAUGGUCAUGGAGAUCAUAUUUUGAGCCAUGGAGCCCAUAGCUCACAUGAAAUGCAUAUGUCGAUGACAUUCCAUGGUGGUUACAUGGAGACAAUUUUAUUUUCUUGGUGGAAAGUGACAGACAUGGGAGAAUUCAUGGGAUCAUUUUUAGCAAUAUUCAUAAUGGCAUUAUUCUAUGAGGGUCUGAAGUACUACAGGAAACACUUAUUAUGGAAAACUUACACAGGAUUACAAUAUUGUGCAGUUGCACCUCCAGAUAAAGGUGUGGCGAAUAUUUGCGCAGCAGAUGAACCGCAAGUUAUACAGUCCAUGCCUCAUGUACUAGAAAGGAAUAUACCUACAAUGAUGAGUGCAGCACAUGCAUGGCAGACUGUUUUACAUGGAAUACAAGUUCUUGUUAGCUACAUGCUUAUGUUGGUGUUUAUGACAUACAACACAUGGUUAUGUGCAGCAGUUGUACUGGGAUCUGCUACUGGUUACUUUCUCUUUGGUUGGCGUGAAUCUGUUGUUGUGGACUUCACUGAACACUGUCAUUGA